UUUUAGUUCGCUGUUAUGUCACCGGCUGAUUUGAAAUGUCAGGAAUGUCAGGAUUGUCAGGUCCAAUGUUUAUUAUUUAAUGGUAGUUUUUAUCCAUUAUCCUACUGGUGAUGAUAAUUACCGUAAUAAUUUAUUGCAUAUCUGUUCAAAUAUCUAAUUAUUCUUGUAUAUAAAUGAAAAAAAUGGUUAAUCCAAUUGAUGAUAAAGCACCCAAAAACUAUUUAUCGGAUGAGAAAGCUCUCAAGAGGUUUGUUAGGCAAAUGAUAAAGAAUCAUUAUUUCAUUGGUUCUUACCUAGAAAAGAGAUAUGUGCCUCAUUUGAACUGUUACAAAAAAAUUAUUAAAAUAUCUAAAAAUGAUGAAAUAUUCAUUGAGAACUUAUCGAUUAUCAAGCGUAGACUUGAAAAUUUUUAUCAGAACUCAAAAUGGAUUGGUAUAACCACAGAUACUCCUGGAGCACCUGUAGGAUUCAAUAUAUGGGUGAAUAUCGAUGAAGAGAUCUUUGGUGUAUAUAGAUUUCGUGUAACAGAUGUUUCUUUCAACGAAGAUCAAGUUCUUUUGAAACUUGAGACAAUCGGCCCUUGUAAGCAAAAACUCUCUGAAAAUUUAAGUUGUAAUAAGUCAAGAUCUCUUAACCUUGAUGAUUCUGAAAGUUUGAUGGAAGACAUCGAGAGCCAGAUUUUGACAUGGCAAAAUUGUAAAAAUGCUUCAGUUUUCAUUUUUCUACUAAUUUUAACUCUAGUGACGGGAAGUGGACAGAUUAUAAAGUAUCUACUAGACUAUAUAUUGAAAUUGUUGGAAGUCUUAACGCCAAUUAUAAUUGCACUUUUCAACACAAUUAGUAAGAUGUUUGGUUAUCUUUGUUUUUUGAUAGCAUUUUUGUGGAAUGGUGGAGAGUCUAAAAGAAGACCAUAUUCAUUUAAUGAUAUUCGAAAUACACAAAGAAUAUAUUAUCAACCUGCAUAUCCCUAUGAAAAUAGAUAUAAAGCUCUUUCCUAUCCACAAAAAAGCUCAGUGGUAAUCACGGAGUUGAAAGAAUGAUUUAUCUGACAUUUCAAAGCUUUACGUCCCCUAAAUGAAUUUAUUUUUUUUGGAUGAAUUUAUGAAAAGUGAUAUUUCUUGUACAUACAUAUACAAUCUUUGAUAGUUGGGUGAUAAUUGCUUCCAAACAUAAAUGAAUGUAUUAUUAAUAUAUAUUUUUCACAAGAAUUAACUUAUACGAGGAAAAAACUGGAACAAGUUCCAUUAUCGUUCCUAGUAUUGCAAGUAUUACCAUGAUUUAGAAUUUAAUUAAUUUUUCACGGUAAUGGAGGUGAGGAAAUUGUAAUUAUUGAAUGUGAUUUCCAUUAUUUAUUUCAGAAGUAUUUUUGUUGAUAUUAAAUACAUUUCUGAAAAGUUGCAUACUGUAUUUAUCUGUUUUCAGUUGUAAUGAUACAUCAAAUUUUUUUAGUACAUUGUUCAAUUUGACAAUACAAUUUUAUAAAUAAUUCGUUAUAGAUUCUAUGGUGGCCAGACUGUUCUAAAAGUGCGUUUUUUCAAUUCAUGAACUUCAUGACUUUCAAUUUGACUGUGAUACUUAAGAUUACCAUUUUGUGCAAUUUUUAGAGCCUCCAUGACUCGGUUCACAGAAUUUUUCUUUGAGGAAAGAAAUUGUUAAAUACUGCAGCUCUAAUUUUGGUCCGAUUUACUUCCAAAAAUUAUUGAAACCAAAACCUACAAAGUCAUAGAUUUAAGAAACAUUCUUCAAUGAAAUGGAUCAACUUUUUCUCCAUUUUAUGAUAGAAUAUAUGUUCAUAUAUACCGAUGAAAUUUGAGCAUUUAUAGCGUAAGCAUUACUCAAUAUUUUGUAAUUUGAAAAAAAAAAUUAUAAAUAUGUGGGAUCUGGAAUUUUGAUAUUAAAAUAACCUUGAAGAA
This is a messenger RNA of Harmonia axyridis, 1913 nucleotides long. RefSeq lists its product as uncharacterized. The record is from RefSeq and is a predicted model, not a curated record. The coding region runs from base 174 to 1040 and encodes 288 amino acids. Lineage: Eukaryota; Metazoa; Arthropoda; Insecta; Coleoptera; Coccinellidae. The transcript is spliced from 2 exons.